Molecule: messenger RNA, 3447 nt
Organism: Cotesia congregata
Lineage: Eukaryota; Metazoa; Arthropoda; Insecta; Hymenoptera; Braconidae
Source: the annotation of a GenBank genome assembly
AUGAAUUUGAGUUGGUUGCCGGACCAAAAUAUCUUUGACGCCGAGAGUGUUUUCAAGGUUGAACUGCCCUUGGAGACCCAACGAAAGCUAGGGUGUAAGGCCGCGGAAGAUGUAUUUCUGGAGUACCCAUGGGCGUAUGUGACGCGAGAAGAACUGGUGAUGCAAUUACGCAAAAAUAAUUCCGGUCUGGAGUGCUGCAGAAACAAAAUAGGAGAAUACAAGCCGCAGUGGGUUUUAGUCGGGUACGCCUCCAGUGAAUUGACCUCGAGCAGCUUCGUAGUUUGUCUUAGUGAGGAAACAAGAGACUCAAUUGUCAGGAGAAACCGAGAAAUAACCAGGAAAAUUCGGGAGAAAGUUUAUCUUAUGAUCACUAAAACCAGUCGGUGUGUUGACACACCGUCAGAGGAAGAUAAAAAAGAAAAUAUAAAUUCCAAGAAAGAUGGAGACAGUUCAAGGCCCUUUUUUGAGGUCGAGCUGUGCUUUAAUUCUAGUGCGCGUCGUCAAGCAAAAAAAUUAACUGAUAGAAAUAGCGGCGACGCGAGAGACGGUGCCAUUGAUCUGCUGCCAGAUUCUAGGGUAUACAACAACAUAUUCAUGAGACUAAUUUCUAAAGCGGUGAACACGACUCUGGAAUCCUGCGACAAGAGUGUCCAGUCCUAUCUGGGGUAUCCCAAGAACAAGUGGACCCAGUGUGACGAAUCCAAGGACCCCGUGGAGUCUUCCAAAGACGAGGAUCAAGAGGUUUUACCUGAAGGUAAAACUGAGAAGCAGACGUCCGUUGAAGAAAGCAGCCCGACCGGGCUUUCAGAGACAAUGACAAUUACUGAAGAAAGAGAUGGAGAUAAUGUCGAGCUGCUAGAAAUAGUCUUCCCGGAACAUCUUCGGGACUUGGUUGACUACGUCGGGUACAAUUCGAAGAUCAAUAUUAUCUCCGACGACAUAGAGGCUCUAUUGAGUACAAGUUAUACGGAAAGCGAGAGUUUUAACGGGUUUAAUUUUGACAAAGCGUUGUGUUAUUUGAUAAAUCUGGACGUUACCAAGGGCAAAGUAAUUUCAGAUGUUUCUUGGCACCCGAGUAGAGUUGGAUUAGUAGCCAUUUCGUACGUGAGUAAUCCCCGGUGUGAUUUAGCGGAAAUUUCGGAUGAUCCUACCGAGCUUAAUAAAUCAAAUGAUUCGACUGUCGACGGUGUGAGUAGUUUUAGCAGGACUUGUGCACUUGUCUGGUCGCUCGAUGAACCACUUAAGCCCAAAUUAAUUCUUGAUGAUCCUCGUGAGAUACUAACAAUUUCUUUCUGCCCUUACAAAGCUAACAUUCUAGUCGGAGGCGCUGAAAACGGGCAAUUAAUCUUCUGGGACCUGGAUAAUAAUGCUUACUCCAAUACCGAAGACGUCUUUAAAGAUUAUUAUUCUGAUUCAAUUACUCAAGUAAUUGUCUCUUCCGCUUCCUCGGAUCCUUCCAAGUCUCAUUUGCAGGCGAUCCGAGGGAUCCGAUGGUUGCCACCCGAGUGUAAAAUCACGGAUAAUGGGAUGCUGGAGAAAACAGCAGAAAGCAGUAGCUUGCAGCUGAUGACAGUUUCUGAAGACGGCUCGGUUGCAGUUUGGGAUCUUCUUUGGCAGGCGAAUUUCCCGUCGAACUUGGCUGCCAAAAAUCUGAAGAGCUUAGUUAAGGCCGCAAUGUCACUGACCGACGAUCUAGAACGGCUUGACGGAGUUUUCUCUCCGCACUACCGGCUCCAUAUUCAGCUGCCCAAGGAAGCCUUCAACUUGACCGUCCUCGACUGCUGUUUGUCCUCGUUGGAGGCUUUUCGCUCUGAAGAAACUGUGGUUAAAUUUUGGGUCGGCACUGCACAAGGUCAAGUGUUAGAGUGCACCUGGCACGGCCAAGAAUUUGAGGUCACUGGUGAGGAGAAUUGCCAGAUCCUGAACGCCGCUUGUGUUCAUGAUGGACCAGUUAUCAGGAUCAUCCGUUCUGAUCAUAUAGAAGAGGUCUUGCUGAGUAUUGGCGGGCGUAUUUUUGCAAUUUGGCACCAGGACUUUGUAAAGCGUCCGGUAAUUUGGCGGAAAGGUAAAUUUCGGUACACAGCUGGCUGCUGGAGCCACACUCCUGGAGUUUUUAUAAUUGCCAGGCAUGAUGGUGACCUUGAAUGUUGGGAUUUGUAUCGAAAGACGGGACAACCGGUUCACGUGGAGACUAUUUCUGGAAAGUUGGUAACGGGACUGUUUAGAGCGCCGCAUGUUGUAGGAAAGGAAGAAAGAGAAGAAGAAAUGGUUAAUUCAGAGUUUAUCGGUAUUUGCGACUACAACGGGAGCUUCCGGGUGACAAGCAGUCCCUGCCGAGGAAAAGAAAAUUACCGAGCAAGAGUAGACUGGUUUAGAAAAUUCGUCUGCCGGGAAGUAGAGCGCAAGAAGGAGUUUCACGGGUGGCAGGAGGAUUAUUUGGCGAACGACAAAAAAGUUAUUGACAGAAAAGCCGCCCGCGCUGCUCUCGAGGCCAAGAGGCGCCACGAGGAGGCGCGGGAUAAAUUUUUAAAGGAACAAGAGGAACUCGCGAGGAUCAAAGCUGAAAAAAAGGCGCUGAAAGUUAAAAAGUCCAGAGAGAGCAUUCGCAAGGCGGAGAAUAUCGAGGUGAUGAAAAAUACGCUCCUGGAAAAAAAGGGGUUUGACCCCCGGGAACUUGACAGACUGAGGCAUCCACUUGUCAGGCAAGAGGAGGAAAAAACUGCCAGGAUGGAUAAAGCAUCGGAGAAAGUUGCUGAUAAAGACACUUACUUAAAACACGCGUUGGCUGUUGAGUUUCCGGAGAUUGAGUCAAGUGGGAAGAGCCGAGCUGUGAAAACAACCACGCCCGUUCAAGAACAACCGGAUAAAGUGAUUGAUGAAGAUGAGCUCAUAGAUCGUCAUAUGAGUAAUUAUUUACUAAUUAGCGGUGAGGCUGAAAAGCGGCUCAAAGAAUUUUCCGGUGGGCCCAAGUUUGACUGGAAUGCGGGUCUUGGCAUUAUUUGUAUGGCAUGCGCGUCUCCGGUGUAUAAUUCUGCAGCGAGUUGGUUCCUAUUUGUUGCGACGGCAUCCUUCAUAAUCACCCUUGCUUGGGUCUUUGUUUAUCUCUUGUCGCUGAGGGAGGCAUUAACAAUACGUAUUCACUGGAUUUUGACGGAAUUAUUAAACACAGGAAUAAUAACUAUCCUGUACACCAUCGCGUUUAUUGUCCAAUUAGCGGUCUGGAGUUCUUAUACCAACAGUCAGUGGAGUCCUAAAUCAUCGAAUAUUGCUGCCGGAGUAAGUAUUAUAACUUUAUCAUAUCAGUUAUGUUAUUUACUAGCGAGUACAUUACCUGUUAAUAAUUUAUUUAAUGUCCUUCCCCAGGUGUUUGGAAUCUUCAAUACCAUAGCUUAUGCUGCGGGAACGUACUUCCUCUACGUCGAACACAAGAGCAAUAACUCACAGUGA